CAACCACGCACCCAAGACGGCUGCUGCUCACGAUGCCAAAACGCAGCACGGCAUCCUCCGAGCCCAGCCCACUUCCAGUGCCAGUGUGCGAGGCACUCGGCCUCGCCAGCGUGCGGCAGCUCUCCGAGCUAUUCCACAGCGAGUGUGCCGCGCUCGGUGGCCGCAAGCUGCAUUCGCACUUUGAGCAGUGGCUGUGGUCGGCCCGAGCGGGCGUUUCUGAGGGAGCUCCCGUGAUUCCGCACCCGCCGGCAGCUGAGGCGUCGACGGCGCUGCGCCGGAAGCUGGUUUGCGCCGGCAUGAGCGAGGAGGCGGCGCUCGCGGCGACGGCAGCACUCGAGCAGAGGGCCAAGGCGCUCGCGGGGCGCCUGGCGUGCGCUCGCGCCGCGGCCGGCCCGCAGCAGGCCGCGUCGGAGGUGCGGUUGAGCGGCUCCGGCUCGGGCGGCACCGUCACCCUCUCGUGCGGUGGCGAGAGCGUGGUGUGCAAGCGGUCGCACCUCGAGAAGCUGCGCGCGCUGCUGAGGAGCGGCGACGCCGGCGAUGCCGCCGCGGCGAGCGGCGAGCGGCUCUUUGAGCGGCGCGCCUACUGCGUGCUCGCCCGCGUGCUGGCGCUGCAGGGCGGCGAGCCUCGGGCGGGAGGGAUGCAGGCGGCGGUCGGGUACCGGGUCUUCGACGCGCUCGCCCGCCACCACGGCGCCGCCUUCGAGCUCUUCGCCUCGCCGCUCAACGCGCGCUUCUCCUCCUUCUGCUCCGCCGCGCCCGACGUCGACCGAGCCUUUGGCUCGGUCGGCUCCUUCUUCUCGCCCUCGCUCGACCCCCUCCUCGCCUCUGGCGCGUUCCAAGCCAACCCGCCCUACGACCCGCCCCUCGUCGCAGCCAUGGGCGAGCGGAUGCACGCGCUGCUCGCCUCGGCCGACGCGCGGCGCGACGCCCUCACCUUCAUCGUCAUCAUACCGCACUGGCAAGACAAGCCCUGCUGGCGGGCGCUCGAGCAGUCGUGCCGCUGCUCGGCGCACCUGCGGCUGCCUCAGGCGGAGCACGGGUUCUUCGAGGGCGGGCAGCACUACCGGCCGGCCCUGUGGCGGGCAGCCAACCACGACACCUCCCUCUUCUUCCUCCAGUCCGCCGCAGCGCCACGGCCGAGCGAGGCGUCGCUCGCGGCGCUGCGGACCGCUUUCCGCGCCGCCCCCUCCGCCCUCGAGCCCCCGAUCGGCGGCGCGGAGCUGCGGCCCAGGCUGCGGCCGCCCUCCGAGGCGAAGGGCGCGAAGGUGCGGCGGAGGGCAGAGGGCGGCGGCGCACCGGUUGAGGCGCCGCUAAGCGCAAAGCGAGCAGCGCUGCUCUCGCGGCCGAUGGCGGAGCUGCUCGCCGGCACGAGUGGCAAGCAGCGGAGGCAGGCGCGGAAGAGGCUCAAGGAGCGGAAGCGAAAAGCGAUGAUAACGGAUCCGAAUGCAAAAGAAAAAUGUGUAAUGAGUGUGUGAAAGCAAACGCUGUGUGUGAUGCCAUGUGGUCUAGCAUCUACGACAUAGCCGUAGAUCGCGUAUAGGGUAGUGUGGCUGUGUGCGCGACCGUGUCCACGUACACCACGAGUGUGCGCACAUUGGGGGGCGAAAUGUAGAGGGUCGUAGCUUCUAACACAUCGUCGCUAUGGA
Molecule: messenger RNA, 1646 nt
Organism: Emiliania huxleyi CCMP1516
Lineage: Eukaryota; Haptophyta; Isochrysidales; Noelaerhabdaceae
Exons: 4
Coding region: 33-1475 (480 amino acids)
Molecular function (GO): mRNA (2'-O-methyladenosine-N6-)-methyltransferase activity; RNA polymerase II C-terminal domain binding
Source: RefSeq, a predicted model, not a curated record